Messenger RNA from Bradysia coprophila, 8926 nucleotides. RefSeq names its product putative Hedgehog signaling attenuator pxb (gene pxb). NCBI's taxonomy places the organism in Eukaryota, Metazoa, Arthropoda, Insecta, Diptera, Sciaridae. The record is from RefSeq and is a predicted model, not a curated record.
UCGGCUGGCAUAGACGCAUCGUUGUUUACACGAAUGGAAAUGUACACACCGAUUAUGCAUUUCACGUGAAUUUAUAAAAUCAUUUUGAUGAGAAACGGAUUUUUAUUUGUGAAAAUUUAACUUUUUUUUGUUGAAAUUUGUUUUUGUUUUUUCGCUUGAUAAUAGCGCGAAGGUAUUCAAAACGCCACAUUCAGUGUGGUUUAGCAUAAAAGAAGUGAAGCUAUAGUUUCGGUAUAAUAAUAAAUUAUUCCCCCGUGUGUGGUUUUGUGAAUUGAGGAGCAAAAAAAAUCGUUUUUUGAUUAAUAAAUCCAAAUUUUCUGACACAUUAAAACAGAGUAUAAACUGCAUAAUAGCUUGGAAUUGUUGUGUUCAUUUAAAAGAACUUAAAAUAUAAAAAAAUCUGCCCGUAAAGGUACGGUUUAUAGUAUCAUUACACACUUUGAAAACGAAUAGUUUGUAACAUCUGUGAUUUAUACUAUGCAAAAGUAGACCAACAGAAAAUAAAAACGAAUAACAAAUUAACGGGAGGCUUCAGUUUAAAUACAUUUAUACACAAGGACUGUGUAUACGCUCCUUACGCUCGGUGUUUUAUUUGCGGUGAAAGGAAAAGUUUAAAUGCUCGAAAGCAGUACCGCCUCAUAAGUGAUUUUCUUUACUCUUUUCCUGGUUAUAAAAAUUGUGCAUUUUGUGCAAAUAAUUUAUUCCGCUGAGUGGGGGCAGCGAUCCGAAAAUCAUUGCAGAAAAACGAAGAAAAACUCUGGUGCAGAAAAAAAAAUUGAAAUAAGAGAAGUUUUGCGAACUGUUUACAUUUUCUUGAUUUUUAUGAGUUUUUCUACUUGGAUUUCCCAUUCCCGGGAUUUUUAUUUGAUUUCAUAAAUGUGAGAAACGACGUGUAAUUGUUAUUAUUAUUGCACACCGAGUGUAUAUUGAUUCGCAUUUAACGUAAAGUAAAUUAAAAAGAUCAAAUUGCCGUGGAACAUUUUUGUUCGAAUUAUUUAUCGGGUUAUAAACGAAAAAUGUUUCAGUGAAUAUCUGUGGUGAAUUCACAACAAAUUGUUUGAAGAAAAGAAGAACAGAGAAACAAUUUGAGAACUGAAAGGAUAUUAACACGGGAUAUACACUUAAUACUUCCUAAGUCGAACGAAGUAGCUAUGAAACAAUUUCAGACGAAUGCACUGUGACAGUGUCCGCUGGCCGAAACGUCAAGACCAAAAAAUAUCUACACGUAUGCAUAACGCAUCGCCGAGCGGUUUCUAAGCAAGUCGCCCCCAUUAAUUCAGAUUAAUGUGGGAGAUGUUAGAUUCGGCUAACGAGGAAUGUGGAAAUGAAUGCUGGGGGCCUGGACCACCGCCCGUAUUUUUAAUACCACCACCGCCGCGACCAACAUUUUUACAGGAAUCAACCAAAUGUAUACUGGAGUUACCAACGGACGCCGAAAUGUGUGAAGCAAUGCCGAUCAUUGAUGCCAGCUUUCAAAGCAGUCCGUCGCUACAGACAUCCACCAUGAUUGCAGUGUGUUCCAUCCUUUUAGUCGUUGUAAUAUUUAUAUCUUCUCUGUUUAUGUGGAAACAUAAAAGAAAAGUUCAAAACUUUUUCCCGUGCAAAACGCCAACACGUGGACACAUAGACACCACAAUAUCCGGAGGACAUUCUGUUACGUAUGAGGAUCCUGAUGCACAUAUGGGUCGACGUCCAUUAGUUAUGCGACAUCACAAUAUGGAGAUGUUGCAUUCAAAGUCUUUGCACUAUCCGAGCGGCUAUCCAAUGACACGAUCACCGCCACUAUUCGUAUGUUCGUCACCCGGUCCCGAUCCAUACAGAUCGCACGACAAUGUCUACGAAGAGUUGGGCCCACCACGAGAUUCGGAUGCUGAAUCGGACAUUGCGCUACAUUCGGAUGACGAUUUCGCCGAAGACGAAUCAAGCUUACCAGGCGAACGGUCAGUGAAUAAAUUAUCGUCACACGAUGUUACGCCAACUGUUGCAACGAUAUAUCAUGAACGAGUGGCGGCUGGCGGUGGUGGUGCUGGUGUGAACGUGAACGGCGGUUUGUGUUUAAUUGAACGAUCGGCGAAUGAACGAAACUCGUUGCUGUCGUCUUCUUCGUCGGAUCGUAAUGGCUGUGGUAGUAGUAGUGGAUACGGGAAUGAUAAAAGUGUGCAUAGUGCGAUACGAAGUUCGGCCAGUCCGGAGAGUGGUCUGUUUCGCGGUGGUCGUCGGCUAUUCAAUAGUCGAGCGAAACAGCGAACGUACAGCACAGACGAAUUGAACACAUCGUCGGAACAAACGCCGUCGGAUGUUGUGCCCACUAUUUAUGAUGAAAGGAAUUUACUGACCCUACCUUAUAGUCAUAGUAAUAGUAAUAGCUUUAGUAACCAUAGCAGUAGUCAUAGAAAUAAAUCAAUAAAUUGUUGUAACUCAACGGUGGCAAAUGACGAUGUAGAACGUCGCAAUCAUAUAAACAAUCAGUUGUCAAGUAACGCGGUGUCGACAAUUUAUCGUGGUCGUACGAUGGCCAACGGACGAAAUCAGCCGUCAUUAAAUUACCAUAAUAACCAUAGCAGUAGGUCACGAACCAAUCCCCGAUCAUUAGAUAGACGAAGAAUCAACACCGCACUACCAUCACCGAGCACUGAAACGUCGUACGUUUAUCCCGAACCGAUGUUUCACGACGGUAUGGUCUACGAUUCAUGCUUGAAUCACCAACUAACCGACAGAAAUCAUUUGUAUCCGUACAUCUUGCCCGAAUUCACGUCAUUUCGUAACAUGACCCAUUCGGCAAGCGGUGCCGAACAACCGAAUCAACCGAUCCAUCCGAUUUAUUCGAGAGAUUCGAGUUUCGGUUCGGAUUCGGGAUACAGUCAUCACACACAGACAAGUGGUCGUGGUGGUGGAAGCGGCAGUGCUGGAGGUGGAGGUGCUGGGAAUCAGAGUGGUGCUUUGAGUAGUCUGUGGGGACGGAACAAAGAGAAUCCGGCAAGAAAGGGUAAUAAUACCUUUGAUGCCUCCUGAAAAUAGGGAGAUCAUUCUGGGUCUCAGAUAAAGAAUUUUGUUUGAAACAGGCCCGGACUGGCCAUACAGGCUAAUCGGGUAAAUCUCGAUGAUUCCUUGGCCUAUUUUACUUAAUAUUCCCAGUUCGAGCCUGGUCUCAAAUGUGAUUUUCGUUGGUUUCCGAUUCCAGUCGCUGCUUCUACUAAUUUUUCCGAUUCGAUUCACUGAAUCAAUGUUUCAGUUGCCCGGAAUUAUUGAACAAAUGAUGAUGGGGAACCAUUUUAUUUGUUAGUUAAAUUGUAACGUUGAGUCGUUUACAACUACGGAACAGCUAGAGAGUCGUAUAAAGUAAUCGUCUAACAUUCUAUUGUACAUAGCGUCCUCCCCGCCAAUAAAAAAUCGACAUGAAAUUUUCGUUCAUCAUAAAAACGGAAUGGAAUCUUCUUCUACUUCUACUACUAUUUUCACGAUCCGUUCCACAGUUCCAUAUCCAAUCGAACGGCGAAUUGUAACAAAAUGAGUUCACCAUUCAGUGGUUAAAAUUGUGGUUGACUGUGUAUAAUCCUUCUGUGGUAGCAUUAAAUCCGGUACAUUUAUGUGUUAUAAUGUUGUAGAAGAGAAAAAAGUAAAAAGAAAAUAAAAGUAAAUAUUACCCAAGCACCAGGGUCUAUUAUUGGUAGAUUUAUUCACUGGUGUUUAAUGAAAUUUACCGGAAAUUUAUCAUAAAUUUACCGGAAAUUUACGGAAUAUUUACCGGAAAUUUACGGAAUAUUUACCGAAAAUCUACAGAAAAUUUACCGUAAUAUUUACCGAAAAUUUACCAAAUAUUUAAAUUUACAGAAUAUUUACCGGAAAUUUAACGAACAUUUUCUGGAAAUGUACUGCCUACAUUUUCGGAUAAAUUCAUUAAAUCUUAAGUAAAUUUCGGUAAAAAAAUUUAUCAAUAGUAAGCCCUGCCAAGCACUUCAACUACACUCCUUUUUUGCUCUAACGUUCUCUCUCAACUCCCAAUAAAAACAACCAACCAACCCAAUAAAUAAAUACAAAUUAUCCAAUGAGUGUUAGCUGGUAUACAUUCUACAUAAAAAAUUAAGAGUUAGGAUAUUUGUGUUUUAUCUGCAAAGCAAUUAUAGACCAUUACAUAUACCACAAGACUGUUAAAAAUGAGGCGAAUGAUACGAAAAUAAAUAUAAAAAAAGCGGAGAGAAAUAGGAUUCGUUUUUAAGUGUUAAGGAUUGGAAUUGACGCGAUAGAUAGAAUGUGAUGAAACAACAGCUAUAGUAAGCUAACAAAAGGAACGAGACACGAACCCACGGAGAAAUAAAAUUAAUGUGAAAGUUGUAAAUAGGAAUUAGGUAAAUAAAAUAGUGAAAAUGCAAUUUCAAUAUAAAAAACAAAUCAUUUUAUGGUCAAAACAACUGUAAUACACAAAGAGCACAAAAUAUGUAUCCUAAAUUUGAGUUAGAAAGCAUAUUUAAAAGAAGAAAAAACCUACUUAACAGCCACAUACAAGUUAUAGGUCGAACAAUGUGUGAAAGAAAAUUGUAAGAAAAUAAACUAGACAUCACAGCCUGUAAAUUAUUUUAUCUUUAAACAAAAGUUGAUUUCAAAAAAAAGUUCGGAACAAAGCAAAAGUUAUCAUUCGAACAAACUUAAACUAAUUUCCACAAAAUCAUGGACUCUUAUCUGGCAAAUGUAAGCAGCAUAAAUAAUAAUUACCAUACACACCACACACACACACACACAAUAAAAUCCCUGGCUCAAAUCAUCAAUAACAACCACAAAAUUGUAAAUAUAUUAAAUUGAACAGUUACUAAGGAUAAUGAACCUGCACUCAGUAUAUUUUGUACAAUUCAAAUCCAAUUUCUACGUAAGAUGGGCUUUGUUCACAAAAUGGCUACGGUUUAGUUAAGUGUGCGGAACGUUUGCAGCUUUUGUAGCGAUUAUUUUUACAAACGAAGUUGUUGUCUAAUGAAGAUGACCGUUUUGUGCACAAAGAGAGCGAUAGAAACAAGUUCUUAGGUCGAGUUGUUUUGUGUAGAAAGACAUACUUUCUACGCGUAAAGAUUCUUUACAAAGUAGAGCUUUUUUGUACACAAAGACGAGCUUUUUGCACACAAAGAACAAAAAGAUGCACAAAGAGCCUUUUGUGUCCAAGAUUAAGUUUUUUCAUAUGAAAAGCUGAAUACAAAGACGAGCUUUUAUAUGAACAAGAACCAAAUUUUUGUGCAACCUAUAGCAUUUCUGUAUCUGCAUACGUAGUUUCCGUAUAUAUGCUCUAGCUGUUCUACAUACAAAGACUAGCUGCUUUGCGAACAGCGACAAGCGUUUCGGUGUACAAAAAGAAACUUUUCUGCGUACUACAGACACAAUUUCUUUGUAGAAAUACGAGCUUUUCAGCGUGUAAAGGCGAGAUUUUCUGUGUACUAAGACGAGCAUUUUUGCGUCCAAAGUCAAGCUUCUCAGGGUGCGAAGAUCAUCUGUCUUGCGUACAUAGACAAACUUUUCGACGAACAAACUGAACCUGCAAGCUUUCUGUACACAAACUAGAGCCCUUCUGCGACAAGAAGGACGAGCAGUUUUUUUUUUUUGUAAACAACGACCAGUUUUUCUGCGUAGAAGAAUAUUUUGAAUUGUACACAAAACAGAAUUAGCCAUAAGCAUAUCGUAGGGAACGGAUAAAUGGUCGAAUUUUAAAUAAACUAAAGAAGAAAAAAAAACAUUUUUAAUUACUAGUUAGAUAAUUGCCGAUGAAGAAGGAGAAAAAAAAAAUUUAAACAAAAAAAGGAUAAAUACAAAAAGAUGUAGCGGAAAAGUUUACCAUUCGCAUUGUUUUAUGUUGCACAUGAAACAUUUUCCCUUGAUUGAAUUGCUUUUUUCCUUGAUGUUUUUAUGUUGUGUUAACGAUCCUACAUUUUUCUCUCUAUCCUUGUUUAUUUGCUAUUCAUAUACGGACAGACGAACACUUUAUAAUUCAUUUUGUUUUCCUUUGGGCGAACGUAUUAUAUAUUGUAUAUUGCAAGAGGAAUUCGUAAUUUAUUUCUACAUUUAAAGUUUCGUGUCUAAUGUGUCAGACGGGGCGGUUGUUUACCGUCAGAAACUUGUAUUUAUAAUGAAUUGAAUGAUGAACUCGGUAAUUAGUAAUUGUUUUGUAUCAAACUGCUAAUGACUUUUCGAGCAUUGGUAACAACACAUUUUCUUCAAACUCAUUAUAACUUCAACAUUAUGGGGGGUGUGAGAAUUUCCAACGAAGCGAAGUUUGUUCGUCGGUUAGAUUCGUUAGCGUUUGAGCAACGGCAAACGUUUUGUCGUUAUAUGAUCCGUCACUCAAUUUGUUCUAUCGUCUAGUGUUUGACACAACAUCUUUUACUUUAUUCGUUUUAACAUAAACGUUUUCACAAUGAAAGACAACGUUAACCGGUGGUCAUCGCUUGUUUUUGUCAUUGCUGUUUCGAAAAGAUUGAGAUCAUUAGAUUUCUUAGGUUUUUAUAGAAUCUAGCAACAAUCGACGAAAAUUUAAACGGUUAAUUUCGUCUCAGCCAAAUCAUUUGAGUACAAACGUCAAAUUUGUUUCUACCAAUCCAUUAAGCUCCAUUCAGAAUUCCUAUAAAAAACUUAUAAUUCUACUGUAUGCGUUUCGAUUUUAAAUUCGUCAGUUUUGCGUCCUUAUUAUACCUGCAUGUUGGUUUAAUUUUCAUAAAUUUCAUAAUUUCCAUUAAUUUAAUGGCAGAGGUGUCAUAAUAAGUUCAAUUAGCCCAGUUUCACAAUUCAGUUAAUCACCUUACAAUGUUGAAAAUUUUGCCGCAUAAAGCAAACGUUUCACAGCCACUCUGAUACAUACUGGGUGUGUGAAUAUUGAAUGGAAUUAAAUAAAUCGAUUAAUUUGUUCGAAAUAAAUAAAUUAAUUAAUUUAUACAACAACAAAACCGGAAAAUGUUAUAAUGAAUGGAGCAAACAGGACUCAGUAAUACACUGAAGCUGAUAUAUAAAAUACAAAAAAAAAAUGUGUUAUUAAAGUGUAGUUAUAUCCGAUUACACAAACGCAACGACGACGAAAAAAAAUUAAAUUUAAUUUCGCUCUUUGUAGACCAAAACAAAAAAUAAAUCUGUUUAUUCAGGCGAAAUUUCAAUUAUUUUUUAACACAAUUUGCAAAGCAGAUAAAAAGCUUUUAUUUAUUUAUUUAUAUCAACUGAAUUUUUCAAUACAAUUUCCAUGCAAAACUAUAAAAAUGACCGAACGGCUACAUUAUCAUUUCAAAAACAUAAUUUUUCUUUGUCAUUUUUGGUCAUACCCAAUUUAUAAAAAAUUCGCGGAGAAAAUUUCAAUUGCUAUUUGAACCAUUAACUGCAAACCGUGAAAUGGUAUAUGCUUUCAAGUAGAAAAAAUUGAACAACUGCUGGACUUCGGAUGAAUCUGUGUUUGCGCCGCUGUUCAAUGGCAUUAAUACCCGUGGACUCAAAGGAAUCAUGAGAAUCACGUGAAUCAUUAGAAUCACGUGAAUCAUUAGAAUCACGUGAAUCAUUAGAAUCACGUGAAUCAUUAGAAUCACGUGAAUCAUUAGAAUCACGUGAAUCAUGAGAAUUACGUGAAUCAUUAGAAUCACGUAAAUCAUUAGAAUCAUGUGAAUCAUUAGAAUCAUGUGAAUCAUUAGAAUCGCGGGAAUCAUUAGAACCACGUGAAUCAAGACAAUCAUCUGAGAGAAAUCCGUAGAAUCAUUUGGAUAAUCUCUAAAAAAGUUCGGAUAUAGCUGGAAGAUUGCGUCAUUUUUUUUAUACAAACGUGACAGUACAGUCUCGGAAUUAUAAUAAGUAACAAUUACAAUCCAAUCGACACUGUUCAUCCUACAUGCAUUACCAGCGUUACUACAUUUACGUAUGUAUAUUAUUAUAACGUGUAAAUCGCAUGUGGAAUGAAUAACGUCGAUUGGAUUGUAAUUGUUGAAAAUGUAACUUCCUAUAAUUCUUCCACCGUAUUUUCCAGACUGAUUCACUUUUUGAGUGUUGAAAAUAAUGUCCAGAUGACUUGAAAUCAAAUCGCAUCUGGAAAGUCGUCGAUUGAUUAUAAGACCACGAAAACCUUUGAGAAUCACAAUAUCAGAUUUAUAUUAACCUUGCGAUGUUCUUCGAUACCUGAGAGCAAAUUUCACCUAACGGCGAAGUGUACACUAGGCUUAUAGUAAAAACAACAAAUAGAAAUUACCAGAGGUUUCCGAGCAACAAUGACACCAUUUCGAUUUUAAUUAGACUAAAACGAUGAAUUCAUUUUAAUCAAUUCUAAACAAAACUGGGAUACCCUGGAAUAGUGGGAUAUAGGAAAACUGUAAAAUUGUUAAUAUUAAAACCUAAACCAACAGAUAUGAACGAAAUAAUAAAAAAAAUAUUUUAGAAGAAAAUUUCAAUAGCAGAGAAAACCAAACGGAAUGCAACAUAGACCCUUCAAAAAAGCAUUUUAUCAUAACACACUCAUAACUUAAUCGAUUAAUCAUUUAAAAGAAACAAAUUAACUAAAAAAUAUUGCAGCAAUCAAUCAUUAUAGUAAACAAUAAAAAUUAUAUAGAAAACUAUGAAUGGCAUACAGAAAGUAUAAUUUAAAAAAAUAAUAAAAUUAAUGAAAAUGCAAAAUAAAUAAAUGGAAAUAAUUAUAACAGUUGACUCAGUAAGUGCGUCAAAACUCAAGUAUUGGCUGACAAAGUGCCAACACUAACACAAAUUGUCAGAUACAGAGCGUUCAAAUAACCCUCUCUACGUGUUAAAUGUUAGACUAGAAGGCGCACUUAUAUGGGUGAGAAAAAAAAACUCCUAACAAACAUAGGUUUAUUUGAAAAAUAUCACUCGACCUUAGGUACCUGCCCUUGUAAACUAAAACUAAUAACAACAACAAAAAAAAAACUUAUUUUAAACUCUUAGUCUAAAACGUGAUUUUAUUGAAAGUAAA